Messenger RNA from Paramecium pentaurelia, 2046 nucleotides. The record is from the annotation of a GenBank genome assembly. NCBI's taxonomy places the organism in Eukaryota, Ciliophora, Oligohymenophorea, Peniculida, Parameciidae.
AUGUAAUUAUUGAAAUAAUUUUAUCAGAGUAGAUAUUACAAAAAAUCUCUAUAUGGUAUGAUAGGCUUAGGAGUAAUAGGAGCUGUCAUAGUAUUUUCAUCUAAAUUAAGAAAAUAAUAAUCAAAGUAGCAAUCCCUUGAUCAAUUUUAAUCUAAUGAAUAAUCAUAAUAAGGAACAAUAUUCAAUAAUUUAGAUAAAUGUUCAUUAUCUAACUUAGACUAAGUUAUAACAUUGAAUACUUCAAUUUAGCUUGAAAUUGAUUUUAAACAAUAAAUAUUAAUUGGAAAAGUAAUUCUAAAGAUGAAAGCUAUUAAAUAAAUAAAUAAGGUAUAUUUAGAUACUAAAAUGUUGGAUGUUCAGCAAGUAAAAGUUGAUGGCUAAAACACUUAAUUCAACUAUAAAUAAUUAGUGGUUAAGGAAUUAGGAGAUUAAUUAGAAAUACUUACAUAAAAAUAGGCAAAUGAAGAAUUCCAGAUUGAAAUCACUUAUUCAACAUUAUAAAAUGUUCACAAUGAAUAAGUUGCAUUAAAUUGGCUUCAACCAUCUUAAACAUUUGGUAAUAAACAUCCCUUCUUAUUUACUUAAUCAGAAGCAAUUUAUGCAAGAUCAUUAGUAUAUAUUAUAAUUUAUUCAAAUAGUUUCCAUGUUAAGAUAGUCCAUCAAUAAAAUCAACUUUCAAUAUUGAAUUGACUGUUCUUUCACAUUUAAAAGCAUUUGGAUCAGGAUUGAUAGUCAAAGAAACUAGUGAGGGAGAUAAGAAAACUUUCUAUUUUAAUUAACCUGUAGCAAUUCCUGCUUAUCUGUUUGCCAUUUGUGCUGGAGAUUUAGAGAAAAAACAAAUUAGUGACAGAACUUUUGUAAUAUCAGAACCUAUUUUAAUCAAUAAAUGUACUUAUGAAUUCUCUGACAUGGAAAAAUAUCUUUCAUCUAUUGAAGAGUAUUUAACACCUUAUAAAUGGAAUUAAUAUACAGUAGUUGUAUUACCAAAGGCUUUUCCUUUUGGAGGAAUGGAAAAUCCAAAUUUAACAUUUUUAUCACCCUCUUUGGUGGUGGGUGAUAAAAGUGAAACAGCAGUUGUUAUUCAUGAAAUGAUACAUUCUUGGUCUGGAAAUAGUAUGACAUGUUAAAAUUGGGAAUGUUUUUGGUUGAAUGAAGGUAUCACUACAUUUAUUGAAAAUAAAAUGGUUGGCAAAAUUUUUGGAAAAGAUUAAUAGACAUUACAUGGAUUAUUAGGAGUAAUUAUAAAUAUUAUUUUUAGGAUAAUAGUUUAGAGAAAAGUAUUAAUAACUUUGGAGCUGAUCAUACUUAUACUACAUUAUCUCCAAAAAUUGAUUAAUAAAAUCCAGAUGAUUGUUUUUCUGUGAUUCCUUAUUAAAAAGGAUGUUAAUUUUUAAGAUUUCUUGAAGCUUAAAUCGGAGAAGAGAAAUUUUAAUAAUUUAUAAGAUUAGUAGUUUCUUAAAAUACAUUAAAUUCAGAUUAAUUUAGAACUCUUUUAGAGAAAUUCCUUAUUGAAAAUAAUAUUUAAGGAGUAGAUCUUUAAUGGUAAUAAUGGAUUGUUAAUCCUGGAAUGCCAAAAGAAAAACUUAAAAUAGAUGAAUAGUUUAUUAAAAAAUAUUAAAAAUUAGCUGAUGAUCUAUAUGAAAAUUAAAUGUUAUUGUAAGAUUUCCAAAAAUUACAUUCAAAUGAAAAAUGUUUUAUAUUAGAUUUAUUAGGAAAUAAAAAUAUUGACUAAAAAUUAUUAUAGAAUUUAGAAGAAGAGUAUCAAUUAUUUGACUCAAAUAAUCCUGAAAUUUUACAUAGAAUUUUAAUCUAUGGAAUCAAAUGCAAUUAUCCUGGUGCAUUAGGGUAAUAAUAAUUUAUUAUAAUUUACUUAGAGAUAAGUUGAGUCAUUUUUUGAGUGCAAAUGGUAGAAUGAAAUUCAUAAAUCCUGUUUAUAGAAUUUUGGCUGAAAAACAAUCAGAUUUAGGAUUAAGAAUAUUUAAUUUAUGCAAGAAUAGUUAUCAUAGUAUAGCUGUGGCAUAAAUCUAAAGGAUGUUUUAGAAAUGA